Molecule: messenger RNA, 345 nt
Organism: Scylla paramamosain (green mud crab)
Lineage: Eukaryota; Metazoa; Arthropoda; Malacostraca; Decapoda; Portunidae
Product: transmembrane protein 186-like
Exons: 3
Coding region: 1-345 (114 amino acids)
Cellular component (GO): mitochondrion
Source: RefSeq, a predicted model, not a curated record
AUGGCCACCAAGUCGCUGACCCACAACGGCGUCCUGCCCCCCUCGGCCUUCCCCGUCACCCUGGCCGUCGGCACCCUGGCCCUCGGGAUGCUAGGAAUUAUGGGAGAAGCGUUUCGGAGAGUCAUAGGAAUUCUUUAUCUCUCGGAUGACGAACAGCUUGUAAAAAUAUCUCAUUUGUCGUUCUUCGGCAGGCGAAUUGACGUCGUUCUGCCCAUCCAGGACAUCGUUCCGCUGUCCGACAGUGGCGAGCGGGUGUCUGACGCGUUUUUCGUGCUGUCGCUGCGGUUCGGUGGGGUAGUGGAUGCCAGUGGCUUUGAAAAGGUGUUUGGGAAGUGUUUGGAGUGA